Molecule: messenger RNA, 3745 nt
Organism: Amoebophrya sp. A120
Lineage: Eukaryota; Dinophyceae; Syndiniales; Amoebophryaceae
Source: the annotation of a GenBank genome assembly
GAUUGCGAUCGCAACAACCCUCGUAGCUAGCAUGAUGGCCGCCCUGUGGUCUUCACUUUUGAUAUGAGUGUACUAGUAGCAAAAAUCUUUACAACGAUCGUUAGAUAAACCAUGCAAACCUCCGGCGGAUCCUCUUCCUCGUCGUCACGGCCCAGUAGCGGGAAAAGAGAGCGGCCAGCGCCUCCACCACCGGCCAGCAGUAUGCUGCCUCCAAGGAACCCGCCCGCGAAGAAGGAGAAAAAGCGGACAAAAGGCCUUGCACAGGACCAAAACGAAGAUAUUCACAAGGCCGGAAACGAUUCUUCUGGUGGCGGGGAGCAAGAUCAAGAACAUCUUCCAGCUGCUAGUGCUGACAGGGGUUUGGUAAGAACCCGAGCGCAGGAGCUGGAUGAACAACGCGGUGGGACGACGAAGAAAGCGAAAGCUAGUAUAUUUCCCGGUCGUACCACCUCCACUUCCGAACGGGGCCGGGAAAAACGAGAAAAGAAAAAGCAAAAAGAAGCUGGAACAAAGAAGAUAAACCUGGCCGUAGAACAGGGAGAUCAUGACCCACCAGGUCGUGCUGGAACGAGUGAUAUUGAGCAACAUCAGGAGGGCAACGACGUGGAAAUGGAGAUAGCAGACGCGGUGGACCGCGACGGGAGCGAGGCAAGCGACAUGGAGGAGGAAGACCAAGCCGCGGCUUUGACAGUCUGGAACGACAUCGCGAACAACUUCGUGCCGUGCUCCCCUGCCAGCGCGGGAACAACCGCGGGUAUUUUUACUGCUGGCCGCGAAGGGGCCGCGCGGGUCGCGAAGACGAAGCAGGCGGGGAAAAGGAAGAGUUCUAGCUUGUCCACGAGAACCUCUUUGGGCGAUAAAACCGACGGGAACAAAAUUAAAAACCGGUUCCCCCCGCUCGUGUCCGAGGAGGACCAGGACCUGUUUGGCGGGCCACCUUUCGAUGACCUUCUUUCAUCAAGGAGGGAACUUCUACUCCCAGCACACGGCUCGUCUUCUUCUGUUUUGACGGAUGAUCUUCUUGAUCCGAGUACUAGAACCGCUGCUACGACUACGGAUAGCGUUCUUGCUGAAAGAGCACAUCAACGCGAGCUAGAGCAAGAGGACGCCGCCUUAGUGUCCAACAUUUCAGUCCUCGCCUUUCCCGGGUUCGUUCAGAACCACAACAAGGCAUUGGAGCUCCUGGGCGGCAUCGGCCCCGUCCACACUGCGAUCGUGAGUCCGUCGCUGAACGAAAGCGCAAACCUGUAUUGCCGACUGGGCGACCAUAUGAACUGCAAAAAUGUCUGGGUCUGGAAAAUUGCAACUUGUCAUGCUGUUUUUGGACUCUAAAAAAAUUUGUAUUGCAUGACCAGCAAGAGGCGUUCAGUUUUUGCUCCGCGCAGAGGGCAUUUGUCAUGCGGGAUAGGCAUCAAGAUUCCCGCAAAAAAUCUGUCAUGCUAGGUCAUGCAUUACAGGCAUCAUAGCCCAUGCGAAAUAUGCAUGACAAACCCGGAAAUCCUCCAGACCCAGACAUAUUUGCAUUUGAUAGACCAGAACCGGUACAUGCAGCCCAUCGGGCCUGCGAAGAAGAAAAGCGUCAACCACAUCCUCACGGCUCGCAACAAGAAGACCGGGACGCUGCGUUUCCUCGGACACUGCCUCUACCAGUUCGACUUCGACACCCUCGCCGAUUUUCACUACUGCCCGCCCAAAGGCCUAGACUACGGCAAGAUUGUUCUGGAUCUGGCCCGGAGCAACAACAGCAGCCCUACUUCUUCCAGCAUGUUGGCCGGGCACCACCAAGCUGCGCAUCAUGGGGGUGGGGGAACGACCAACAUCGACGCGAUUCUGAACAUGGGCAUUACUUCUACAGCUCCAACUAGUACCUCCGGCGGGGAACGAUUGCUGAUGGGCGCUUCUUCAGGGGGGCAGGGGGAAGCGAAGAUGACGACGAAAAAGAGCAGUGCUACAAUUUCUACGAAAAGAGCGUCUUCGAAACAAAACUAUAAGGAGAUCCAGCAGUUGCUAGACCACACGGAUAAUGCGCUGUACUACCUGCCGCCGCCCUGUUUCACGAAAACCUCUUAUCCCCUGGACUACAACUUCGAAGAAAAUCCACACGCUCAGGAGACGGACGACAUCCAGGUAAAACGGUCCUGGAUCCCAUUGCAGCGGCUCAAGUGCGACACGGUAGAGAUCCCGCAGACGGCUCCUGAGGGCGCGGACGUGGAGGCGUACUUCCACCGCGUAGAGAUGACCAACGCAGUGAAGGAGAAGGAAUUGCUGGAGCAGUUGAUGCUUCUCUUCGAGGAGCGGCCCAUCUGGAUUCGCGCGGCCUUGCUGUCCCGAAUCGAAGACAAGUCCCUCCACGUCACGUGGUGGCUGCAGCGGGCGCUGCAGGCGAUCUCCUACAUCUGGGAAAACGGUCCCUACCGCGGCUCCCACUGCAAGCUGGGGUACGAUCCCCGGUUGUCCUACAAAGAUGCCAUUUACCAAGUCAUCGACUUUCGCGACGAACUGCUCAAGGGGCCACAGAUCUUUUCCGUCCAAAAGCAGGCAGCCGCGGCGAACGAGGGUGGAGCGACACAGGCGCAGCCGCAAAACAGCAGCGGGAUGGCGAACAGCGGUCAACAUCAUGCCGGGAACAGCAAUCAGGCGAGUGGUUCUUUUCCGUACUACGCCCCAGCGAGCAAUCGGCCCUCUUUGCUGGACGUGCAUUUCCGCGUGCCUCCGACCAACCGUUCGCAGUUGUACCAAAUUUGCGACCUGGAGGACGAGCCCAUCCAAAAAAUCGUGGAGAAGCGGAUUAGAUGGCUGGAAAAACAUGUCGUGGUAAAAAGCACGAUUGAAGUAGGUUCACUAUCUAGACAGAAAACUACUAGCAAUAUUGUCCACUAGAUCUAUUUAUCAUUGGGAUUGGGAUUUGUAGAAAGAACAAAUAAAAUGUUGAGAGCAGCACAAAAAAAGCGCAAUCUUUCGACGUGCAGGCCUGGCCAUUCUACCUGAGCAUGUCGCUCUGGGUUGUAAGUAAGUUCUUCCGUGGGCUGCUUAAGAAAUUAUUUUGUCGCGCUAUAAUUUGACGUAAAUGUGGCAAUGUUUGCUAGUCUUUUUCUUCCUGAUUCUCAGCAGCCGGCGGAGAAACUGAAGAAGUCGACACAGAAGUGCGCAAGAACAAUGCUGGCGAGGAGAUGAAAACUGAGCCAGCAAAUAAACUUCGAGAAGACCACCAUGCUGCUGCUCCAGGUGACGAAGACAAGGGAGUGGCCGGGGAAGGGGAGGUAGUUGCUGCCGCGUUCCAACUGGACCGCGCGGACCACUACGGUUGGCUCGGGGAGGCGUGUUUGCGCAAGAUUCGGGACCGGAUGCAAGUGAAGAGCGCCCUGCUCCGGGAAAGUGGAACCACGAAGAAAAUGCUGCAGUUGCAGUUGUAAGUCGCAGCACCGGAGCGGGGCGGGGUUGUAUACUCGAGGCUGUACACCUUGGAGGAAGUACGUAGACUCAAGAUGAUCAUCGAACUCGGAAAGAGGCACGAAUCACACAGGUGUGUUUCUGCAGCCCCACAGUAUUAACGAGGUAGCUUCAACUUGCGCAACAUACAAGAACUGGUAGCGACAGUGACCACACAUUAAUUGGCACUUCACAUUCAAAAGUAAGAUUAACCAAGCACUACAUAGUAACUGGCACUUGCGACAGAAGAGCAGGCGUUCACACGGUCAAUUGGCUUCUCUCCGCGCGACGACCGUCCGAGAGUUGUGAAAAUGCG